Paramacrobiotus metropolitanus is the source of this 3036-nucleotide messenger RNA. RefSeq lists its product as uncharacterized. The record is from RefSeq and is a predicted model, not a curated record. Bases 478 to 1398 code for a protein of 306 amino acids. Gene Ontology annotation, molecular function: ubiquitin binding. NCBI's taxonomy places the organism in Eukaryota, Metazoa, Tardigrada, Eutardigrada, Parachela, Macrobiotidae. The transcript has 10 exons.
CAGAACAUCUCUUUAGCAAUUCAACGUGGUAAUGCUGCUUCAGUAUUAAUGGGGACCGUCGAGAAUGUUGUUUCGUUUGACCGUUAUUAGAUCUUGAUAUUGUUAUCACGCUAUUGAAAUAAAGUACGGGAGAAAUGUGCCCAAAAAAACAGGCUUAAUAUGGUGCAAACUGCAAAGUAAAGACCAUAUCGGGACGGAAAAUCAGCUGUAAAUUGAAAUAUCGAAAUUUUUGCUUUUCAGUACCGCUUUUAGUUUUGUUCCUUUUCAUCGUAUUUCCCACAACUUGAACAUCAUAGCUUUAAAAUCUUUCUUAAUCGUGAUUUUGAAUUCUGAUUUGGUUUACUCGACUUCUGGUGUUUGGUUGGACUCGGACAGUCGGACUGUUGUUUCCUCUCUGCCUGCCAGGACAGUUAUCACCCACGCUUAUCACGCAACUAGGUAGUCGAAAUUGUUGGUAGUGGGACCAUCUCAAGAAAAAUGAGUUCGCGAAAGAAAUCUGACCAACGUAUUGCAGCACGAGCGAAGGCGCUCACGGAAAGCAAACUUUCAACUCUGCAGCAGUUCUUCCCUGACAUCGCAGCGGAUGUUAUUCAGCUGACGCUUGAAGACUGCAAAGGCGACAUGCAGAAAACGAUGAUCAUCCUGAAGGAAAUGGAUGAAGAGCUGCGCAGAACUCUGGUGAAAACCCCGGAAGUUUUGUCAUCUGAAUUGAGCGAAACAGGCACAGACGUGGAGAGAAAUCGUCUUUCUGAUCCGAACGAAACGAUCGUCCUAGGAGAUGGAUAUAAUUGUCUGCCUAACAUGCCACAGGCACAAGAGAUUACAUUAUUGGUUGAUACGACAGUACCCGACGAAAUCCGCUCCACAUCGAGCGAACGCAGUGCGCAGUCCGUGAAAUUCCAGGCACCGUUGUGGCAGUCGGAUAGCAGCUCGUGCGGCAAAUCGCAGAGCACGGAUAUUGAUUAUUUGGAGUCGACAUCAUCUUCGGCGCUGGAAGAUUCAUCUUCCAGUGGAAGUCGUAUGAUGGACAAGGAGAACCGGUAUUCGCCCUUCGCAUGGCCGGCCGAUGCGAAUCCGACCGGCGAGAAUGAUGGGUUUACGAGCGAAAUCAACCAGCUGAACGACACUGUUUUGGGCGACGAGGCUAGCGAUAACAAUCUUGCCGGAAACGGUGAAAGCGCAUUUUACUCAGCGCCCAUGAGUCUGCAGCUGGACAAGGAUUUGGCUUGUCGAUUGAUGAUGACUUUUGGACUUAUGCAGGUGUCUAUCGACACGAACGACAGCAAUAAUCUUACAAUCAACUUGGGCAUGGAAACUGCGUACAGACUGUAUCAGGCGUGGAAAAACACCCAAGAAGCUAACGCGAUGCAGGCGGAGAUCACAGACAAUUCGGAUUAACAUUUGGCAAAAGCUCUGCAGGAUUUGGAGCACGAGACGUAUGCAGACCAAGAUUUGAAAAGCAGGAGUAUGAAAGAAAUCAUGGAUGAGACGCUGGCGCUGCAGCUAAUGGAGAAGGAAUCGGAGUACCGGGGACUGGAUGUGGCUUCUGCGUUAAUGUACCAGUCGGAUGAUGGACUGCAGUCGAGAUAUGCCGGUGUUCUGCUCAAAUCUUACAAGUUAGUGAAUUCCAGUUUCUUAUUCGACUGCUUCUUUGACUGAGCUUGUCGGUUGUAUUUGAUACCUUAUCGUCCGACUCCGCCUUUCCACCGCUGAAUUCCAAACCAAAGAACGUCUUUGCCAGCAAUUUUCCACAGCGCAGUAAAGAUUUGGAAGUUUUGCAAAAAUCACUGGAUGAUCCACCGGAUGGAUCUCCCACACGAUUUCCCCGACCGAGCAGUGCCGGGAAGGUCAUUAACGUGAAGCCGAUCGGUAGUAACUCAGCGGAAAUUGUUACAAAUAAAGGUCCCAGAACUGAUCCAGUUGAUUACUAUGGAAAGCGACAAAAAGCGCUGGAACUGCAGCAAAAAGCUCUGGAGUACGGUGCUAGAGCCGGGAAUGCUUACAAAGAUCAGAAGCUGGGUGGUGGGGCUGCAGCGUACUAUCUGCAAAAGUUCUUUGCUUUUAUGCUUACGAGCAAAAAAGUCCUCCAGUGCCGUGCCCACUUCAUCCAUGCGUAAUCCGUGCAGAUCGAUCUCGCCAUCGCUAACAUUACUGUUCCGGUCCGCUAAAAUAUCCAUUGACGCUUGGAAAUGCGCUUUGUGUUCAUGCGCUUGUGAAAUAGCCGGCAUGGUGUGUCGGAAGUGCGACGGGCUGUGGAAAUCUGUUUGAAGAAGCAUGACUUGACGUAAGUACCUCGUAUUAUUCUAUCCUUCUAAGUUCUGAUUACUUACUGUUCGAUUAAGAUUAUAGUAUCGUUAUGGUGGGCAGGUGCAUUUAGAUGGUUUCAAAUUUUGAAAUCUGUUGUACUCAUUGUGCUCCAAGGGUGGAUGUUAAAAACCCUUCGGCGACGAAUUUCAGUACUUUUUAUGUAUUCAUUUCAUAAAAAUAUAUUAGUUCGUAAAUUAAUCUGGAAGAUAAUCGUGUCAUAUUGGUAAUCGCCUUUCUUUAAUUCGAGAUAUGUCGAAGGACCGCCAAUUGGUACGUUCUACGUGGAUAAAGUGCAAAAAUUACACGCAAGACCACCGUAGCAUAUUCCGUGGAGCAUUGAUAGUUUUUCAUAACUCAAAUAAAAAUUUUGGUUAAUGUUAAAUGUGCUACUUAUAGAUUACUAUCUAUCUAUUGAAUUCUAUUCCGCGAUCUAAGAGAGCUAGUAGAAGACUAUUUUGCUGUACUUCAGUAUAAAUCUGAAUGUCUCAUUAGUAUUCUACUUUGUGCACACGAGAUGCGUUGAGUAUUAGUUUCUUACCUCGACAACCGCGUUGUUUUGGUUUGAAGAGAGUUGUUUAUUUUUUUGCGAAUUGUUAAUGACCCUUGUACUUGUACAGAGUACCGUAACCAAAAGUUCGCUGUCAACCUGUACUUUUGUGUUCUUAUUAGAUUUGGUGUAUCUUGGCUGCUGUUUGACACCUCCAGAUUAAUAAAAAUAAAUAUGCACUA